UCCGGAGCCGGCUGGACUACCUCGAGGCCCGGGGAAAAUCUUAAGUCGCGAAUUGGCCUAGCGCUGCGCCGACGGCAUGUCGUACUGGCCCCGCUUGCGGUAGUGGUCGUGCGUCGCGGCGCCCUUCCAGCCGGAGCUCGUCUCGAGGCGCUUGCGGAGCCGGUCGCCCUUCGACGGGAGCAAUUCCUUGUGCAGGUUUGGCAGGACGCCCCCCGCCGCGAUGGUGACACCGCCAAGCAAUUUGUUCAGCUCCUCGUCGUUGCGCACGGCGAGCUGGACGUGGCGCGGCAUCUGCGCGGCGACGGACCGGUGAGGCGUCGCGUCGAUGGCGUGAAGGGGUCUCGACGAUUCGAAGGUUACCGGACGCAGCGGUGAACAAUAGUUUUCUUCUUGUUGUCGCGCGCCGCGUUGCCCGCCAGCUCCAAGACCUCGGCGCAGAGGUACUCGAGGACCGCGCCCAUGUAGACGCCGGCGCCGGGGCUCACCCUGGCGGCGUACUUGCCCUUGCGCAUGUACCGGUUCAGGCGCGCCGUCGGGAACUGGAGGCCCGCCUUCUUCGACAUGGACGAGAGCUUGCCGGCGGCCUUGCCCUUGCCCCGGCCGCCCUUCCCCUUGCCGGACAUGGUGCUUGUGUACUGGUUGCUUGGGUACCGAUUUGCGACGACGACGGCAGCUUACUGUUCCGAGCUGGGGCGCGUCGCCGGCGUGGGGGGCAGCCCAAACUGUUCCAAUCCAAGUGUUGCAAUCUCCUUGCGAAAGAGAGCGUUCCCUAG
Molecule: messenger RNA, 773 nt
Organism: Pelagomonas calceolata
Lineage: Eukaryota; Pelagophyceae; Pelagomonadales; Pelagomonadaceae
Source: the annotation of a GenBank genome assembly